Phascolarctos cinereus (koala) is the source of this 3364-nucleotide messenger RNA. The record is from RefSeq and is a predicted model, not a curated record. NCBI's taxonomy places the organism in Eukaryota, Metazoa, Chordata, Mammalia, Diprotodontia, Phascolarctidae.
UCAUACCCUGGGCCCCUUGGAAAUUGCUAUUUCCAUGUUUUAGCAUUCACAAAAUGUUUGAUUGCAUGACUCAAUAUAAUAAAGAAGCAUAGAUGCCUUCUGAAGCCUGAAUAAAUAACACCCCUUUUAGAUAUCUGUCCAUUUGUGGACCUAGGAUUUCUCGAAUGCAAGGAACUCUUGGUGUGGAACCUCCCUCUACCCCUGCAAUGAAGUAGAAAGACUCCCAUGAGCACCUAACACCAAAAAAACAAAACUCUAGCAGUGGUUGGUGAGAAAACCGAGGAGUUUCUACAGGAAGCCGACUUAAGUUUAGCAACUUCCUAAUCUCUGGUCACUUUGAGAUUACUUCUACUGCCAGAACCACUUGAUGCACUAACCUACUCAUUUUAGUAAAUCCUUCAUUAAUCCAAAGCUGAUAUUUAUUUAUUUGUACUUUUUUGUUUUUUGGGAAAAUAUGAAUCAGUUACAUUUUUGGUGAGGAUCGAGUGUGUGUGGAAAGGGUCAGUCCUGGAAGAAAAUCACUCUGACACAAGGAGCUAAAGGGAUCUUCAUUUUCACCCACAUACUUGGAGCAAACUUGACUUUGGUGGGUCCUCCAUUUUCAGAUCACAAGGAAUCGGUAUCAUCCAGCAUCCGGUGCUUCUGGCUUCUGACUUUGAGAGAGAUGGAAGAGGUCAACUCCACUUCAGACUGCUGAAGGAAAAGGCUCUAAGAAGGCAUGAGAGAAGCUGGCAGUCUCUAUCAUGUCCCUAUCCCCAGCUUCCUACACUAGAGGCUUCAGGGAGUUUCUCCUUGGGCAGGAGACUAGGAUCCAUUGCACAUUAAAUGGGCUGUACUAACUUUAAAAAGGGAUGUGGAAUUCCACAGAGUGGUGAAUCUGUGAGAAGGGACAUCCCACCUUGCCUUUCCUGAAUGACCAGUGUUCCUACAGCCCCCUGAGGUGUAUGUUGCUCCAGGACUGAUAUCGUACUUGGGAACCAGGCUCGACGAGAUGCUUAAUUCCAUCAAAUGUGUGUUGGUGGGGGAUGCUGCUGUGGGGAAAACAGCUCUCUUGGUGCGCUUCACAUCGGAGACGUUCCCUGAAAUGUAUAAGCCCACGGUGUACGAGAACGCAGGGGUAGACGUCUUCAUGGACGGUAUACAGAUCAGCCUGGGCCUCUGGGACACGGCAGGCAACGAUGCCUUCAAAAGCAUCCGCCCUCUCUCUUACCAACAGGCAGAUGUGGUGCUCAUGUGCUACUCUGUGGCCAACCAUAACUCCUUCCUGAGCCUGAGGAACAAAUGGAUUGCUGAGAUACGGAGCAAUUUGCCCUGUACCCCGGUGUUGGUGGUGGCCACACAGACUGACCAGAGGGAAAUGGGACCCCACAGGGCUUCCUGUAUAAACUCAGUGGAUGGGAAACGGCUGGCCCAGGAGGUGAAGGCCAAGGGCUACCUGGAGUGCUCAGCCCUCAGCAACCGAGGGGUACAACAGGUUUUCGAGUGUGCUGUGAGGACUGCGGUUAAUCAUGCUAGGAAGAGGAGCAGGAGGAAGCUCUUCUCUAUUAACGAGUGCAAGAUUUUUUAAAUCUUCAGCACGGAAUAAACACCGUGAUUCAUCCCACAGAAGACCAUUGACUAGGUUGGGGGUUGCGAGACCGGCCUUAUGUGUUCCUGUUCCAUGCUGGUACUUUGUACAGAUUGCUUUUUUUCUCCUGGACAUUGUUUUUCACUAGAAACGUUGACCAUUAGGUGUCUUGCUAAAGCAUACCUUACACAGGAACCAUUUUUGAUGACUUCAUCUAAUCAGAGCAUACCCCAGAGGCCUUAAGUGGACGUUUUUUCUGUUUUUUACCUCUCCUUUUCUUUUAGUUAUUUUAUUUAAUGAUGCAAGGACUCAAGGUUUUGCUAGAAACUGUACCAUAACUUUGGAUACCAAACUGAGUUUUUCACAGAACUCCAUAUUUAAAGACAAUUUUAUUUAAAAGCAAAAACAAAGUAAAAACAUUUAGCUUUUGCAUGAGCUCAUUUCCACACUUGGUAAUUCCCCUCCUUCCACUUAAUCACCAACACGAACUGCUAAAAAAAAAAUUACUAAAUAGCUUCUUGGAGUUUGACCAUGUGUUAGAUUUGUUGUUCGUUUUUUUCAUGUCACAGUAAUUUUGUUGAAACCACUUAGCAACUGUGUUUUGUUUUGUUUUGUUUUUAAACCAGGUAAUUAAACUCAAAAGAGCAAUGAACUAAUUAUAACAACUUAUUUCCCAGGUACCUAUCUUGCUUUGAACUUCCUUAACAAAAUAUAGUUUAAUGAUCUUGAAAGCUUUCAAAAUUAUUUAUAAUUUUAGGAACCAAUAAUUUGUUGUCUCUUCUAUUCCUUAGUAAAUUUUUUAAAAAUUGUGCACAACACAAUGCCUUUUUUAUCACCAAAAUGCCUUGCACAUAAUAUGUGCUUAAUAAAUGUUUGUUGACUCUAUGAGUUUCCAGUUAUACUCCAAGUGUGAUCAUCAGAACAGCCCCCAAAAGAAAAUAAUACUUGCUCUUUUUUUUCAGAGGAAGGAACUGGGAAGUUAAGAGACCUCACAGGAAACAGAAGCCUUCCCCUGAUACUUUAGUUACUGUUUACUACAUUUUUCUCUCCUGAGUCUUUUCGGUUCUUUAUGUGCUAAUGGGCUACCAUAGUAUUGCAAUGACAUUUAGAACAAAUUUAUUUUCAGUGGAGCUCCCUUCCUGAGCUCUCAGGAUAAUAAAAACAUUUCAGUGUAUUGGGGAGAACUUCAUAUUUUUUGUUACCUUCCCCAAAUUUUUGUUUUUCCUCGAGAUUUAGAGGUAUAGGGAUUUCAGGAAGCAUUCAGGCAAAAAUGUCACCAAUCAGUAUGAUGGUACCAGUGAGUAGGUGCAAGAAAGCUGGAAAACAUCUAAGGUAAGCUGGCUGGGCUACAAAAAAAAAAGUUACCUGGGUAGAUAGAGAACAGCUAGAAAAAAAAUAAUAACAACAACAAUAAUAUAAUUAAUAAUAAUAGUGGUUAUAGUGCUGUUAACUGUUUGAGUGUGACUAUUAUCUUCUGUGAGUGACAAACUAUGAAGCCUAGUGUCUGUUUACUGAGUUCCCCUCAAAAAAAACUUAUGACCAAGUGGAUCUGCUGUGCAUUUAAUGAUGUUCGUAAUUAUUACUGUGCUGUAUGGUAAUUAGGUACCACUAGUAAACUGUUCACAUAAAUGGCUGUAAUAUGCAUGACUUUUACACAGUCAAUAUUUUUUGUUAUGUCAUUUCUUUGGUGUCUAUGACAAGCAAAUGUCCAGUUUGCCCUGAUGGGACUCAUCGCCAGUAUAGUGCUUGACAUGUAUGCAGUAAGCACUUAAUAAAUGUUUUUUUCAUUCAUCCAUU